UUGCUUAACAAAUGGGAUUUACAGAGGAAAUGAUUUUAUUUUAUUGCGACUCCGGAAAGUUCACAUUGAUGCGAAGCGUUCGAAUAUCAAUACCUUGGCCCGAAAAUCAAUCCCAGUCUUUGUCGCCUUCUCACCCCGAAACCAAAACCAUGAGUCUCUCUUUCCCUCUUCUCUGAAAACCAAUUCCCUGAUUUUUUUUUUCAGCAACUUCCUUUCUCCGAUUCAGUCUUCCACUUUAUUUAUUCACCAAAGAGGCAAAAGGAGAAAACAAAGAAGAAAAGAGCAUCUUGUUAGGCUUAUUGGCCAAAGAGUAUGCUGUAAUGCCAGUUUCUGAACAAGCAACUAUGACAAUCAAAUCAUACCAAAGCCAGGCUGGGUGGCUGCUUAAGGAAUAUAUACUGGCAGAUUCAUUUAUCCCAUACACCUCUAUCAUUGGUGGCAUGUUGGCUUGCAAAAUGGUCUAUGAUCUUACCCAGGUGAUCAGUGCAAUUUACUUUAGGAGCUAUGCCACCCUUUCAAAAAUCCAACGUAUUGAGUGGAACAACAGGGCCAUGUCAACUAUUCAUGCCAUUUUUAUCACUAUUAUAUCGUUGAACUUUGUGUUCUGGUCAGAUCUCUAUUCUGAAAACCAAUUUGAUGGCCUUAUUACACUUCGAUCUUCUCUGCUGUCUACAUUUGCCUUGGGGGUGUCGGUUGGUUACUUCCUUGUUGACCUUGGGAUGAUCCUUUGGUGUUAUCCUGCCCUAGGUGGAUUCGAGUAUGUGAUACAUCAUCUGCUUUCAAUAGUAGCAGUAGCAUAUGCUAUGUUAACCGGGGAGGGGCAGCUUUACACCUACAUGGUUCUUAUCUCAGAGACGACCACUCCUGGGAUCAAUUUGAGAUGGUAUCUUGAUACGACUGGAAUGAAGAGGUCUAGAGCAUAUCUAAUAAAUGGGGUCGUUAUGUUCUUCGCUUGGCUGGUUGCCAGAAUAAUCCUGUUCGUCUACCUUUUUUACCAUGUGUACUUGCACUAUGAUCAGGUUGAGCAGUUGCACAGCUUUGGGCUCUUUCUUGUAUCUGUGGUGCCAUUGGUGCUUACUGUCAUGAACUUAAUGUGGUUCUGGAAGCUUUUCAAGGGAUUAAAGAAGAUGUUAGCAAAGACGCAGUGAAGGAUCAUCCCUGAAAUUUUGACAGCAAAAGUGACUGAAUGAUUUCUCAACGGUUGUGGUCGGUUUCUCGAUUGUUCUUCAUAUUUUCUCAUCUCCUCUCACAUGUAAAUGGCCUAAAAUGUAAAUAGGCAGUCAUGGUUUAUGAUCAAUGUCAGUUUAGGUAUUCAAAAAAGAAGAAACCUGUUUGAUAUCAAGUACUAAUCUGUAUAUUGAGAAAUGAAAUAUAAUGUGAAAACUUGUGUCA
Messenger RNA from Alnus glutinosa, 1392 nucleotides. RefSeq lists its product as uncharacterized. The transcript has 9 exons. The record is from RefSeq and is a predicted model, not a curated record. Lineage: Eukaryota; Viridiplantae; Streptophyta; Magnoliopsida; Fagales; Betulaceae. Gene Ontology annotation, biological process: lipid homeostasis. Bases 321 to 1148 code for a protein of 275 amino acids. Gene Ontology annotation, cellular component: membrane; endoplasmic reticulum.